AUAAAAAAAUCCUUUUUCGUGCAGUUAUUCGAAUCAUCUCGAGUAUUGUAAAUGAUUAAGUAUUGCGUUAAUACUUAUCAAUGAGAAUGUGAUAUUGAAAAAGAAUACUGACAUUAUCAAAACGAAAAAAAAAAAGAGAGAAAGAAAGAGAUAAAGAAAGAGAACUUGUGUAAUAUCGUAUUUAAAAGCGAGAGAACAGAUAAGAGAGAAUCAUUCUAAUCAAAGCACAGUGUCUGUUUAGUAUAAAACAUGGUACUUUAAUUAAGUGUCGAUCAACUGUAUCGUUUUUGAAUACGAUAGUACGCAUGAUAUUCAUUUGAUUGAAAUAGAUACGAGAAGGUAUUUGAAUAAACGAAAAAAAAAAAAGAACAAAAACAAGAGCUUUUUUAAGUAAGACGAUCUUUGAAUCACAUUGCGCGCUAGUGCUGCGAGAGAACUUGUAAAACUUGCCAACAAAAUGGAUCUCAACGUGUGACUGCGAUUGAAAGUGUCGUAUCUUGUAUGAAUUUAUACCCCGUGACGUAAAAGUAUCUUACCGUCUAUAAAGAGUUGAAAUAAAUAAAGGACAAGAUGAAAUAAUAAGAAAAGGACAAAAAAUAUCGAAAGGAGUAGAAGAAAAAGUACAUAACGUGUGUUUGAUGUAUGUGGUGUUGUGUACAAGAGAGAGGCAGAGAGAAAGUGUAUUUUCUCCAUUACGCUUUCGAUCUCUGGGUGGGGAAAAUCAAUAGGGAAAAGCAAGUUCAAUAAGCGAGCAUGGCUAGAAUAUAACUUACGAUUGAUAUAUAAACUGUACUACUAUCUUGAUUAUUUUGAUCGUUUCGAAUUCAAUGUCGAAUCGAAUGAAAUAGUUGUUGUUGUUGUUGUUAACAACGUUAGACGAAGACGAUAUAUUACGAGAUGAAUUAUUGUCGACGUCAGGAACAACAACGACGACUCCAUGGGGAAAGAAGAAGAUGUGAUUAUUAUGGGUGUUUGAAGAAAGUUUUGCGUUAAAAGAAAAACAUGUUAGAAUUAACUGUAAUUGUAUUAAAUUCUUGACAUCGACGAUUGACGAAAUAACGUUAAAUUUUCGAUGUUUAUUAAGUUUCUAAGGAAUAUGAUGAUUCGACGUUGGUGGUACGUGUUUUUAAACAUUGCAUUGUGCAUAAUAUUGCAGUUAGAUUGUGUCGAAUCUACUCACAUAACUGGCACUUUCGACACCAAGGAGUUCUUCCGUUUUUUGAUUAAAUUUGGCUUCCAAAAAACUGAUCGUCACAGACAGAAGGACACAUCAGGAUAUAUAUUUGGAAAUAUCACUAGCAAAUUGAACUUUACUGUACCAAUAACAUUGGCUGUUCUUGAUCGUAGUCAUUUUUUGGAGUACUAUGGUAAUAGGACUGUAAUAGAUAAAAAUAUUGCAUGUACUCUAAUGUUUAAUACUCUCAAUCAGAGUUCAUAUGAUCCAAAUUGUAAUGAUGAAGGUCAAGAUUUUCUAAGGCGAAUACCUUGUCCUAGAGGAAAAUUGUGUCAAGACGAAGAUUCUAUAUGGAAUAUUGUAAAGGGACAUCAAUUCACUUAUGUUAUACAGGACUUUUGGCAACCACGUUUCUGGUAUAUGAGUAUAGUAGCAUGUUAUAGAAAUGCAACAACAUGCCAGUGGGAAUAUUAUGAUAAGCAUGACAUAUUAGAGUAUGAUAUAUGGCUAGUAAAUGGCAAUCCUAAUACUAGUGGCCUGAACAGCCUUACUUAUCAGUUCUCCUAUGACAGGCAGAAUACCAUAGAACUAUAUUUACUGUUCUUUGUGUGCUAUAUUAUAUUAGUUCCGCUGCAAUUAUACGCAGCAAGAUUACAAAAACACCCUGUGACACGAUUAUUUACGGCUAGCUUAUUAUUAGAAUUUGUUGCAGUGUGUUUAAUUUUAAUACACGUGUUAAAAUUUUCUCUCGAUGGAGUUGGCUACGAACAAUUAGAAGUUGCUGGCGAUAUUUUUGAUAUUCUCUCACGGGCAUCAUUUAUGUUACUUCUACUUUUACUUGCUAAAGGAUGGGCUGUAACUCGAAUGGAAUUAACAUGGAAGCCUUUAGUUUUUGCUAUAUGGUUAUGUUAUGGAAUAGUACACAUUCUACUAUAUGUUUGGAAUAUGACGGAAGUUGACAUUGUUGAAGACAUUGACGAGUACCAAACUUGGCCAGGAUGGUUCAUUCUUUUAUUCCGUAGUGCUAUAAUGAUUUGGUUUUUAUAUGAACUUCGAAAUACUAUGACGUAUGAACAUAAUACUCAAAAAUUAAACUUUCUUUUACACUUUGGUGCAUCAUCAUUAGUUUGGUUUAUUUAUUUACCAAUAAUAGCUCUUAUAGCGCUUCAAGUAAGUGCUUUGUGGAGGUUUAAAUUAUUAUUGGGUAUAACAUACUCAGCAGAUUGUUUUGCUUAUUGCGUAAUGGCACAUUUGUUAUGGCCAACACGAAGCGAACAGUACUUUUUACUCGCUCAAGGUGGAGAUAAUGGUGAUGAACUUGAUGAAUUCAAUGAAGCACCGCAUGUAUUAAAUAAUUAUGUGGAACCACCAGAACUCAGUAAAAUAAUCACUUAAUAUUUAAAUCUUAAUAAUGAGGUAAAAUAUUGAAAAAGUAAAUAUUCAAAAUGUGAUGUAUAUUUGCCAAAUGGUAAAAAAACAUAGAAAAUUGGUAAUACUUUGAUCUGUGCUAUUUGAGACUGAAAUGUGCUGCACAUUCUGUAAUUAAUAUAUGUAUAUCAUUGAUCAGAUUGAAAUAUGUAAUAGAAGUCAAUAAUCUACGCGAAAAAAAGAUAAAAUGAAGAAACAUAAUAUUAAGAUCAGUUUAUUAUGAUAAUUUUUUACUUAGAGAGGAUAAAAAGUAAUGAUAAUUGAUUUAUUUUGUACUAAUUCAUAACACACAGAUAUAUCAGGUGCAUAGUGUAUAAUAGAAUAAUAUAAAAAGAGUCAUUCUUCAUUUUAAACAAAUGUUUCAAACUCGUAUCAAAUUUUUAUCGUUGUGAACAUUUUUUUAAUUAUUUUUAUUUUUAUUUGACUUCAAUAUUUCACCUAUCUAUCAUAUACUUACUAUAUAACAUAUACAUACACAUAAAUAUUAUAAAAAUAAUCACACGACUCUAUAUGGUAGAUUUUAUAAUUUUAUAGUAAUCUACAUGAUAGAAUUUUCUUGCAAUAAUACUCUCUUUCUUUCUUUUUGUUCUUUUUUCUUUUUUUCUUUUUUUUUAUAUUUUAUUAGAAAUUUUAUUAUUCUAUACUAUAAAAAAAAAAAAAAAUCUAUUUUAGUGUGUGCUUGAAAGAGAAUGAUUAUACAUAGUUGUUUACAUGAUUGGGUGGUUUUAUAAUUACAAUAAGAUGGGAACAUGACUAAACAGCCAUGAAAUAACUAGUUGGGUACAAAAAAACUGAAUACAUUAAUUUAAUA
Molecule: messenger RNA, 3413 nt
Organism: Polistes dominula (European paper wasp)
Lineage: Eukaryota; Metazoa; Arthropoda; Insecta; Hymenoptera; Vespidae
Product: transmembrane protein 145
Biological process (GO): response to pheromone; G protein-coupled receptor signaling pathway
Source: RefSeq, a predicted model, not a curated record